Meira miltonrushii is the source of this 1921-nucleotide messenger RNA. RefSeq lists its product as uncharacterized. NCBI's taxonomy places the organism in Eukaryota, Fungi, Basidiomycota, Exobasidiomycetes, Exobasidiales, Brachybasidiaceae. The transcript has a single exon. Gene Ontology annotation, molecular function: ATP binding; histone H3T3 kinase activity. Gene Ontology annotation, cellular component: nucleus; cytoplasm. The record is from RefSeq and is a predicted model, not a curated record. The coding region runs from base 116 to 1798 and encodes 560 amino acids. Gene Ontology annotation, biological process: protein phosphorylation; intracellular signal transduction; mitotic cell cycle.
UGUGUAUCAGUUCAACACUUCUUAUUCCAGAAAGACACACUCAGCCAAAGUUAGGAACAAUGAGUGGAGUAAAUGAUGGCAAUAAGCAGCAUUAAGUUCCCCUCCACCAACAUCAAUGAGUGCACUUGGUGCAACACGAAGGCCAAGAGCCGUAUUCGGGAGAAGAGGAAGGGGAGCAAAGCAAAGCAUACGAUCACAACAUGCUGCUUCUGAAAGUGACACCGAAUCAUCCUCCUCCUCUGCUCAAAGUGAUGUAGAGCAUAUAUCAUCAUCUAAGGAGAAUCUGCCCAAUUCUGCCUCUAUACCCCAAUCAACCAAAGGCAAAGGAAAAGCAACUCAAACUGUUGCUCAUGCUCGCAAGCCAAUGCAGUCAAGACCUAACGGAGCAAAGCCAAAGGGACAGUCAAACGUCAUUUGUAUCUCUUCAGAUAGCGAAAGUGAAGAGGAAGAUGAAAGCCUCGACGCCAUUCGAUCGCCACAAAAGCGCAUAAAUAGAAGAAGGGGCACCACAUCUCGGCCAAUCGUGAUCGCCUCUUCAGCUUCAUCCAGCACUUCCUCAGAUGAGGCAGAAACUUCUAUACAGAAUCAAGACGGAGAUUUGAGCGGCAUUACGAAUCAGCUUCAAAGCUUACUUCAGAUAAAAGAUACCCGAGAUACAGAACCACUCACCACUUUGCUAUCAGUGUGCAAUCAAAAAGCACCGCAAAGGUUUGAUGACUGCUUAGACGAGAUGGAAAAACAAGGAAAUGGAUCGAAAUGGAAAAAGAUCGGUGAGGCUACCUAUUCGGAAGUGUUUGGUUUGGCAAAUUCUGGCAUGGUACUCAAAGUGAUCCCUCUAGCAUACAAAGGAGAUCAAAUCGAACAAUCUGACCUGGAAACAUCUAUAGCCGAAAGCGAAUCAAAUAUACCCGAACAGUCACAGCUGGCCGAUCUACAAAGAGAAAUUGAGAUGACACGUGGCGUAAGUGAUGCCAAUGAAGCAUUUGUCAAAAUUCAUCGGGCUUCUAUUGUACGUGGAACAUAUUCUGAUCGACUGUUACGUGCAUGGGAUCAACGUGUGAAACAAAAGUCCGAUCAAAACGCCAGACCGGAUCGCUUUGAGGAUGAUCAGCUUUAUGGUCUCUUGUUAUUAUCCGAUGGAGGCAAAGAUCUUGAGUCAUUCGUUCUGCCAUCCUGGUCACAAGCUGCAAGCGUGUUUGCGCAAGUCGUCCAAGCAAUAGCUGAAGCUGAACAGAAGUGUGAAUUUGAACAUAGAGAUCUUCAUUGGGGGAAUAUUGUGAUCAAAGAAAUCACGCAAGGCAGACAUGGCAGAAGAGAUAUUUUAGACAUUAAAAGGAUCCUCUCUCCCAAAUGGUCCGGUGUUCAGGCUACGAUUAUCGAUUUUACACUUUCACGUGCAUGUUUCGAGGAGAACAACAUCAUCGCACUUGAUAUGGACGAUGAAGCAUUCUUUAAUGGAAAAGGUGAUAUUCAAUUUGAAGUGUAUCGACAAAUGCGUAAAGUUACCAACGAUGAUUGGCAGCAGUAUUACCCGCUCACAAAUGUCCUGUGGUUGCAUUACCUUUUGCGAAAGAUCAUGAACGACAAAAAGCUGAAGAGACUGGCAGAGGGAGCUGAUUCAACUUCAGACAAGAUAGAAAUCGGCACAGAAGCUACUUGUUAUGAGCUUUUAUCUACUGUGCUUAAAGUUUUGGACGCAGAGGAAAAAGAAAGCCGAACUGGUACGCACGUAAAAGACGCUGCUUCUCUAUUCGACCUCAUGACCACAACACUCACUGGAUCAAACGAUUCAUUCUGAUCAAAUCUUGGAAAGGUAGCAAUGUACAUAGUGGUGUCAAGAUUGUAGGCAUAUAGACGCAUGUGGAAUGUAUGGUUGUAUCUGUUAAGUUGUGUUGUUAUCUUUAAUUGGAUCUUUCAAGCG